UAGCAGUGCUAGAGAGAGAAACAAAUUAACCAAGAAAUCCUCUUAAGAAGGAUACUGACAGUGCACGCCAGCUAGCUAAUCACUCCACCAGUUUCGGGGAAAAAAUAUCAAGGAUUUCGAGAUCCUAGCUCGCUAGCAGGUGAUCGAUCGAUCGAUCAAUGGCCCUGGUGCAGUCGGCGCGGCGUGCCGCGGGGCCGGCGGCGAGCCGGCUCUUCUCGACGGCGUCGGUGGCGGCGGCCGGGCGCUCCCCCGUGGCUGGCCUGCCGAAGGCGCUGCCGCGGCCGGCCAUAUCGUCGCUGUGGAUGGUCGGCGCCGCCGCUCCGCCCCGCCGCUUUGCCGGCACGGCGGCGGUGGGCGGUGUCGACGUGACCGCGCCGACGGCGACGCCACCGCCGGCGAAGAAAGAGGAAUCGGAGAAGGAGGCGGCGAGCUACUGGGGCGUGGCGCCGACGAGGCUCGUCAAGGAAGACGGCACGGUGUGGAAGUGGUCCUGCUUCCGGCCGUGGGACACGUACGAAGCUGACGUGGCGAUCGAUCUGACGAAACACCACAACCCGGCGACGCUCGGUGACAAGGUUGCCAGGUGGACGGUCAAAUCGUUGCGCUGGCCGGUUGACCUCUUCUUCCAGAGGAGGUACGGGUGCCGGGCGAUGAUGCUGGAGACGGUGGCGGCGGUGCCGGGGAUGGUGGCCGGCGCGGUGCUGCAUCUGCGUUCGCUGCGGCGGUUCGAGCACAGCGGCGGGUGGAUCCGGGCGCUGCUGGAGGAGGCCGAGAACGAGCGGAUGCACCUGAUGACGUUCAUGGAGGUGUCGCAGCCGCGGUGGUACGAGCGGGCGCUGGUGGUCGCCGUCCAGGGCGCCUUCUUCAACGCCUACCUCGCCUCCUACCUCCUCUCCCCUCGCUUCGCCCACCGCAUCGUCGGCUACCUCGAGGAGGAGGCCGUCCACUCCUACACCGAGUUCCUCCGCGACCUCGACGCCGGCAAGAUCGACGACGUCCCCGCCCCCGCCAUCGCCAUCGACUACUGGCGCCUCCCCGCCGACGCCACCCUCAGGGACGUCGUCAUGGUCGUCCGCGCCGACGAGGCCCACCACCGCGACGUCAACCACUACGCCUCCGACAUACAUUACCAGGGUCACGCGCUGAGGGAGGUGGCCGCGCCGCUCGGCUACCACUGAUCGGACGGACGGACACGAUCUAUCGCCAUUAAGGGAUCAAUAAAUAUCCGGAGACAAUAAUUGUAGUAUUAUUUGGACGCAUGCAAUGAUCGUUGCAGUUCCUCUCAACACUUUUGUGAUAUUUCAGAAUUCAGAAUUUUUUACUCCUUGUGCUGUGUUCGUUGUGGUUGUAUAUACAGCUGGUUUGUUAGUUUACUGUGGUGUCGGUCUCAAUUAAGGGAUGUGAAAAUUGAUUGGAACUGUGAACCAAUUUAUUUUACAUAUAUGAUACUAUAUGUCUUCUUGUUGGUUUCGUUA
This is a messenger RNA of Oryza sativa Japonica Group (Japanese rice), 1475 nucleotides long. RefSeq names its product ubiquinol oxidase 2, mitochondrial. The record is from RefSeq and is a predicted model, not a curated record. NCBI's taxonomy places the organism in Eukaryota, Viridiplantae, Streptophyta, Magnoliopsida, Poales, Poaceae. Gene Ontology annotation, biological process: alternative respiration. Gene Ontology annotation, cellular component: mitochondrion. Gene Ontology annotation, molecular function: alternative oxidase activity.